Schistocerca gregaria is the source of this 1705-nucleotide messenger RNA. Its product is annotated as synaptic vesicle membrane protein VAT-1 homolog-like. Bases 57 to 1397 code for a protein of 446 amino acids. The transcript has a single exon. Lineage: Eukaryota; Metazoa; Arthropoda; Insecta; Orthoptera; Acrididae. Gene Ontology annotation, molecular function: zinc ion binding; oxidoreductase activity. The record is from RefSeq and is a predicted model, not a curated record.
UCGCUUAGCGGGCGGUGUGAGAGUGACAGUUCUCCAGCAUCCUUCUGGGAUUCAUCAUGUCUGAUCAGCCUGAGAAUAAGCCAACUGAAGAGAAGGCUCAGGAGAAACCCGAGUCUCAGACGGAAGCUCCCGCAGCUAGCGAUGAAGCCGAAUCAACGGAAAAGGCUUCAGAACAGCCACCGAAAGAAAUGAGAGCAGUUGUUCUGACAGGGUUCGGUGGCUUAAAGUCAGUAAAGGUUUUGAAGAAACCAGAGCCAACACUCGGCGAAGGGGAAAUCCUGAUCCGCGUCAAGGCCUGUGGACUGAACUUUCAAGACUUAAUGGUGCGUCAAGGUGCCAUAGACUCCCCUCCAAAGACACCUUUCAUUCUGGGAUUUGAGUGUGCAGGAGACAUUGAGGAAGUGGACCCUGGUGUGGAAGGAUUCAAGGUUGGUGACAGUGUGGUGGCUUUGCCAGAGUACAGAGCAUGGGCAGAGCUUGUGGCUGUACCAGCAAAGUAUGUGUUUCCUCUUCCAAGUAGAAUGACACACCUGGAUGCUGCAGCCAUUGCUAUGAAUUACAUAGUGGCCUACGUACUGUUGUUUGAGUUGGGUGGAUUGGCUCCAGGGAAGAGUGUGCUGGUUCAUUCUGCAGGUGGUGGUGUGGGACAAGCUGUUGCACAGUUGUGCAGAACAGUGGAUGAUGUGACUGUUUUUCGUGUAGCUUCAGAAAGAAAACACGAGGCCCUGAAGUCGACCAUUAAUCACUUAUUAGAGCGUGGAAGUGAUUAUGCAAGCGAAGUCAGAAAGUUGGCGCCUGAGGUUGUGGAUAUUUUCCUAGAUUAUCUUUGUGGUGAAGAAUGCAACAGGGGCAAUUCAUUACUGAAACCAAUGGGAAAAUACAUUCUUUAUGGGUCUUCCAAUGUUGUGACAGGAGAGAUCAAAAGCAUCUUCAGUGUUGCUAGAUCAUGGUGGCAGGUAGACAAAGUAUCACCAAUUAAGCUCUUUGAUGAGAACAAGACCCUCUCUGGGUUCAACAUUCGUCACCUUUUGUAUCAACAAAGCGGAGCACCAUACAUUAAAAAAAUAAUGGAUUCUGUGUUUAAACUGUGGAAGGAUGGAAAAAUUAAGCCUGUAGUGGAUUCAACAUGGGCACUUGAAGAUGUACCAGAAGCUAUGCAAAAGAUGCAUGAUAGGAAGAACAUUGGCAAAAUUGUACUCGAUCCUGGGAUGGAACCUAAGCCUAAACCAGCAACCCCUGCUAACGGAAAGGCCAAAGGUGGACACAAAGAGGAGAAAAAGAAGGGUGAGGAGAAAAAGGAGGAAGAGAAGAAAGAGGAAGAAACUGGUACAAGCAACGAAGGAAGUGGUGGUGACACAGCUGCCAAUGAAGCAAAGGAGAAAGAGGCCUCAAGCUGAACAAUGAAUUUCUGAAAUGAUGCGCUUAAACAUUGACCACAUUGAAAAUUGUGCUGUUAUAUUUUUGUGUAAAAAUAUUAGCGUAGUUAUUUUGACAUCAUAUACAUUACUAAAGAAUGUGACCAUAUUGUGAGUGUAAGUUCGUUUGUGUGCUGAUGUGUGUUUGUCGGAUGUUGCUGAACUUUCUCGAGCUGAAUUAUUUACAUGAAUUCUGUCAGACAUGAGUUUCCAAAUACAUGUACCAUAUCAUGGUGACAGUUUCACACAUUCACAUGUUGAUGGAAUGUUUAUUUUUCAAAGCUACUUUU